Molecule: messenger RNA, 701 nt
Organism: Cricetulus griseus (Chinese hamster)
Lineage: Eukaryota; Metazoa; Chordata; Mammalia; Rodentia; Cricetidae
Source: RefSeq, a predicted model, not a curated record
GCUCGAGGCACCAACCCUACCUCACAUCCUGGCUCACCCUGCUGGGGGAAGGUGGGACCCCCCUGACCAGACCCUGACAGCCUUCCUGGCACCAGAGGCUUCAGCCCCCGCCACGACUCGCCUUUCCUCUCCAGAGGGCAGCAGCUCCAGGCCUUAUCGCCUGGGCCGGGGAGGAAGACAGUUAUCAGGUCCUUGGCAGUUACACGUUCCUGGUCUCUGAGGGCAGCACUGGCUGCCCCCCCUGAUAAGUGUCCUGCGAGGGAGGAGGGCCUCUCACCCCUCAGAAGAGGCCCCAGUUGAAAAAGCAGUGGCUUACAUUCCUGAGGGUCAGGGCUGGGCCACUGCCCUGCCCCCUGGGUUGGAAUUCCUGCUUUGCUUGGUCCUUCUGACCCUGACCUAGUUUCUAAUUAUCCUGCUCCACCUCAGGUCCACAGCAUGCAGUCCCAGGAGAGCGGUGUCCACUACAGCAGGUGGGACAACAGCAGCCGGGAUGAAGUCAGCAUGACUGCCAUGUCCAGCACCGAGGAGGCCUCAUGCUAUCGCAGGCUCUCCCAGAAACUGUGCUCGGGCAAGCUGGGGAUCGCCAUGAAGGUGCUGGGUGGAGUGGCUCUCUUCUGGAUCGUCUUCAUCUUGGGCUAUGUCACUGGUUACUACGUGCACAAGUGCAAAUAAAUGCUGUCCCAUUCCUGCCCCCCCCUGGA